AUGUUAAAAAGAGGAUUUACGGAUCAUGCUAAUAUUAUAACAAAAAAACAAUUUGUACCAUCCAAGCCUGUUGAAAUCGACCAAAAUCUUGAAAUUAAAAAAAAUUUCUUUCCACAAGAUAGCGAUGAAGGUAAUAUAGAACCUAUCAAGAAUCACGAGCAUAUUUCAGAAUUAGACACUAAAGACGUUAGUAUAGGUUUAACUACACAAAAUAAUUCGAAAAACCUCGAUGUUCCUCUCAAAUCUCCUGGUCUAAACAAAGGCUUGAAAAAGCUUUUUUUCGCACAAAAAAAAUCCAAACCGCAAUUAAAUGUUGUAAAUGAUCGUUCGACUCCACUCGGAGUUCAAAAAAAUACUAAAGUUAACAAAGAUAUCAAUUAUCCAUUGGAUAUUAGCAACAUACAGAAAUCUCAUUGUACAAAUCUAAUAAUGGCAACCAAGCCGUCGGAAAAACAAAUUGAAAAAAUAACGAAAACAUUGCUAUAUGCGACCAAAGCAAGAAACGUAACGACUUCUCAAUUAUAUUUUCUUCAAAAGAAAUUCGGUAAACAUCAUGACAUCCCUAAACGUCAAAUCCGAAACCAGAAAGUCCGAGGAAGAACUGAAUGUGUGUCUCCAAACCCCCAAUUAAAGGGUUUGAGCGAAAUUUAUAAUUUUUUAGCUCGAAGAACCAACUCUAGAUUCAACAAAGUUGUUGCCAAGCGUCUAAUUUUAUCAAAGAGAAACAAGGCUCCAGUGUCUUUGUCUAAACUUGCAAAAUUUUGCCCAACCGAAAAUCAAAACCAAAUUUUCUGUGUUGUAGCAACUGUCACCGACGAUGUUUUACUCAAAGAUGUUCCUUGUUUAAACGUUUGCGCUUUAAGAUUUACUAACUCCGCAAAACGCCGAAUUAUUGAAGCCGGCGGCAAAGCUAUGACUUUUGAUGAAUUAGCCUUAAUUACUCCUGAAGGCAAGAACUGUGUUUUGAUUCGUGGUAAUACCAAACAUCGCGAGGCUGAAAAACACUUUGGAGUUGCUCCUGGUAUUCCUCGAAGCCACACUAAACCAUAUGCCUGCCCCAAGGUUUAUCAUUAA
Dermatophagoides pteronyssinus (European house dust mite) is the source of this 1074-nucleotide messenger RNA. RefSeq lists its product as uncharacterized. The record is from RefSeq and is a predicted model, not a curated record. Lineage: Eukaryota; Metazoa; Arthropoda; Arachnida; Sarcoptiformes; Pyroglyphidae.